AGUCCAAGAUAUACAGAUGUAACCCUGGAGAUGAGACCCGAAGAAAGCUGGAGCCAUGUUGACCUUGUACGCUGUGAAGAAGCAGAUUCUGUCUCAGAAAAGCCCAUCAACGUAGAUGAGGAAGAUGGCGGGCUUCAAGUCUGCCGUGUAUGUGGGGACAAGGCCAAUGGCUAUCACUUCAAUGUCAUGACGUGUGAAGGAUGCAAGGGAUUUUUCAGAAGGGCCAUGAAACGCAAUGUCCGGCUGAGGUGCCCCUUCCGCAAGGGGACCUGCGAGAUCAACCGGAAGACACGGCGGCAGUGCCAGGCCUGCCGUUUGCGCAAGUGCUUAGACAGCGGCAUGAAGAAGGAGAUGAUCAUGUCUGAUGCCGCUGUGGAGCAGAGGCGGGCCUUGAUCAAGAGGAAGAAGAGGGAAAAGAUCGAGGCUCCGCUGUCUGGAGGGCAGGGGCUGACCGAAGAACAGCAGGCGCUGAUCCAGGAGCUGAUGGAUGCCCAGAUGAAAACCUUUGACACCACUUUCUCCCACUUCAAGGAUUUCCGGCUGCCUGCAGUGUUUAAUGGUGGCUGUGAGCUCCCAGAGUAUCUGCAGACCUCACUGUUGGAAGAUCCUGCCGUAUGGAGUCAAAUCAUGCAAGAUUCAGUCCCAAUGAAGAUUUCUCUGAAGCUUCGGGGAGAAGAUGGCAGCAUCUGGAACUACCAACCCCCAUCCAAGAGUGAUGGGAAAGAGAUCAUUCCUCUGCUGCCACACCUGGCUGAUGUGUCAACCUACAUGUUCAAGGGCGUCAUCAACUUUGCCAAAGUCAUCUCCUACUUCAGGGACCUGCCUAUUGAGGACCAGAUUUCCCUGCUGAAGGGAGCCACUUUUGAGAUGUGCCUACUGAGGUUCAACACGAUGUUCGACACAGAAACUGGAACCUGGGAGUGCGGUCGGCUGGCCUACUGCUUCGAAGAUCCUGAGGGUGGCUUCCAGAAACUUCUGUUGGAUCCGUUGAUAAAAUUCCACUACAUGCUGAAGAAGCUGCAGCUGCAUAAGGAGGAGUAUGUGCUGAUGCAGGCCAUCUCCCUCUUCUCCCCAGACCGUCCUGGCGUGGUACAGCGCAAUGUGGUAGAUCAGCUGCAGGAGCGAUUUGCCCUCACCCUGAAGGCCUACAUUGAGUACAGUCGGCCAUCUCCUGCCCACAGGUUCCUGUUCCUGAAGAUCAUGGCUGUUCUCACGGAGCUGCGCAGUAUCAACGCCCAGCAGACCCAGCAACUGCUUCGUAUCCAAGACUCACACCCCUUUGCCACCCCCCUCAUGCAGGAGUUAUUUAGCAGCACAGAUGGCUGA
Onychomys torridus (southern grasshopper mouse) is the source of this 1326-nucleotide messenger RNA. It is a transcript of the gene Nr1i2, whose product is annotated as nuclear receptor subfamily 1 group I member 2. Bases 31 to 1326 code for a protein of 431 amino acids. Lineage: Eukaryota; Metazoa; Chordata; Mammalia; Rodentia; Cricetidae. The transcript has 8 exons. Gene Ontology annotation, biological process: positive regulation of transcription by RNA polymerase II; cell differentiation; negative regulation of transcription by RNA polymerase II. Gene Ontology annotation, molecular function: RNA polymerase II cis-regulatory region sequence-specific DNA binding; nuclear receptor activity; zinc ion binding. The record is from RefSeq and is a predicted model, not a curated record.